Messenger RNA from Suillus discolor, 2541 nucleotides. RefSeq lists its product as uncharacterized. The transcript is spliced from 12 exons. NCBI's taxonomy places the organism in Eukaryota, Fungi, Basidiomycota, Agaricomycetes, Boletales, Suillaceae. The record is from RefSeq and is a predicted model, not a curated record. The coding region runs from base 1 to 2541 and encodes 846 amino acids.
AUGCGCAAUUGUACUGUGGCGCCUGUAUCAUCCAGAAUCACAUACGGUUACCUACCCAUCAUAUUCAUGUCAGAAUGGAACGGUCAAUUUUUUGAGCGUGUUUCAUUGAAAAGCAUGGGCCUUCGCGUACAGCUGGGUCACGCAAUCGGCGAGUGGUGCAUUCUUCCCAGAAAGGCAUUCAACGACGAUUUUGUUCUCGUCGAUGCCAAUGGUAUUCAUGAAAUUGGGCUGGACUUCUGUGGCUGCACGACCUCCCAGACACAUACUAGGCAACUACUGCGUGCUGGUUGGUUUCCAUCGACUUCUACUAAUCCACGAACAGCCGCAACAUUCCGUGUUCUUCAUCAAUACCAUAUUCUGUCUUUUGAGUCAAAGGCUUCCGCAUAUGAGUUUUAUCACUCGCUGGAUCGUUAUGAAUCUUUCAUGCGCAUGGUCUGUGAAUGGCGUCACUUGGUGAUGUUAAAGCACUCAGGACGUGGCCAUGAUCCAAGUGGUGUGGCGGGUACUUCGGAGGGUCAGUGUGCUGUGUUAUGUCCUGCAUGUCCGCAGCCUGGGAAAAAUCUCCUGGACAAUUGGCAAGAUGCUCCAAAGGCCAAAGGUUGGCUAUAUGGACUUUUUCUGGCGAUUGAUGCCAACUUUCGUCUGAAAAGACGUGUGGUAUCGUCCGAUGAGAUUGAUCCCAGCCUUUCACAAGGUUGGGCUUAUUUUGUAGAGGAGGCAUCUUACAAGUCUCACAUCUCAGACAGGGCUGAAGAUACACAAGAGAAAAGCACGUGCUCCAGCCACAACGCUGUGAACAUGGCAGACACCAAAUUAUCUCAAGGACUUGUGGCAACAGGAGUAGGUACUGUUGAUUGUGCACGUCAUAAUAUGAAGCGUCCCAAUGGAGUUGGCGACCUUCAAAAGGGAGAAAAGUAUCUGAACAUGGAUUAUCUGUUUUUCUCUACACUACAACACUCCACGGUAGAUGUCUUGAAUGUGUCAUAUGACAUCGCUUGUCAAUGGCACAAGCAUCUUUGGUCACGCAUGCUGUCUUUGCCACCUUCCCACCACUUGAACUAUCUUACGAGGACGAUCCGCUUCUUUGUGCCCAAGUUCCAUCUCCCUGCGCACGUCUCCAAGUGCCAAACAAUUUUUUCAUUCAACUUUACUCGCUUUGUCGGGCGCACAGAUGGCGAGGCACCAGAGAGAGGAUGGUCCAAUAUCAAUCCUGUAGCUUCAAGCACGAAGGGUAUGGGUCCAGGCUGUCGUCGAGACACACUAGACGAUCAUUUCGGCGACUGGAACUGGAAAAAAGUAGUUGGACUUGCCCAGACAGAAAAGGCCGAGCAUGGUGCUGCCUUCGAGGAGUUUGAUAGUGUCAUCACGUCUGAAAAUCGCGUGGCCUGGAAGGUUGAAAUGGAGGCAUGGGAGGAAAAUCCAAACGAUACGACGGUUUCCAACCCGUUACAGCUGAAAGGCAUUGCGAUUACACAAGCAAGUGCACGCUUGAACUUAGCCCAGCUCGAGGCUGAGGAUCUCGAACGUGGUGUAGAUCUUUCACUUCACCCUGAUGUAUCGCCAAGUGUACUCAUCGCAUCAGGCAUUGACCUUGAAGAAGAACAGCGGCGCUUGAAGGCCAUAGCCGACAACAUGGGUAUUUAUGCCACGGAUACACAGAAGUUGAGUAUCCUCCGCAUGAGGAUGUCUCUUCAUCGAAAGACCGAAUCUUGGAGGCGGACCCAGCUUCUAUAUGUACCAUCGGUGCAAGUACUCGUCAACAUGUCAGCAACCAGUGCUCUUGAAAAUGCUGAGCUUAUGAAGCUGUGGCUCCUGUCCGCAUUGAAUGGUAAUGCUUGUGAUUUGCACCUCCAACACAUCGAGUGGGAAUUGCGAUUCGCGCAAGCUCACGACGCUUUAGAAGAGCUUAGGCAGUGCCUCCAUGUACACUGCUCCCUCUUGAAUUUCAAGAGGGAAUGGAUUCGGGGCCAAGGGGCCAAUACUCGGGCUCAAAACGCGCUCGCAUGUAUACAUGCUAGGCAGGCAGCGUGCGUGAAGCGCUAUAGGACUGCAUGGGGGGCUCUCAAAUCUCUCGCACAGAUUCUGAAGAAGGACCUCUCUGAUGACGACGUGAAGCCACUCAUCGACCCAUUUGCCACUCAGGGAGAGGGAAGGCGAAGACUGACGUGGAUUUGGAUGAUGGACAGUGUGGACAAUUGCGCAGAUGGUGGGGACGUUGAUGGUGUUCGUGUUGAAUGGUGCAAAUCCCGUGCCAGGGCGCUUUGCUGGGCUGAAGAAGUGGACCUUCUCCAGGAGGAGAUGCACCGGGUUUUGCUAUUUUUCAAUUGGCAGGCAAAUUGGUGGGAAGGACAGGGAGUCCUCCAGGCUGUUGCCCGGGAUGAAGGCUUGCGCGCUUAUGCGUCUAGGCAAGCCAAUAUUCGCCGUCGCCUCGCUGCCCAUUUUGACCGCAUAUGGGCCCCAUUCACUUCUCCUCAAGACAUACUGGGCAAUCCGACUGCCAUGCUCCCGUUACCUGAUUUAACAAUCCCUGAUAUGCCCUGA